This is a messenger RNA of Schizophyllum commune H4-8, 516 nucleotides long. RefSeq lists its product as uncharacterized. The coding region runs from base 1 to 516 and encodes 171 amino acids. The record is from RefSeq and is a predicted model, not a curated record. The transcript is spliced from 2 exons. NCBI's taxonomy places the organism in Eukaryota, Fungi, Basidiomycota, Agaricomycetes, Agaricales, Schizophyllaceae.
AUGGCGUCGACGUCUAGGCAGGUGGCGGCGUGCGAGGGUGCGGCGGCGGAGCGUGUUAAGGAGGCCCCGGGGCUUCCGCCAGAACGGAGGGCGCCGAGGGCGGCGCGGGCGCGGGCGAAGCAGGGCUUGGUGCGCGGAGUUGCCACGCCCUCGUCUCGAAACUUCUCCGCAAGCGCGGCUCGCGCCUUUUCUACGACCCCCGCUCGAGAGAACGCGUAUCCGUUCCCGACGAACCCGCGGCCGACGCCGCAUCAGAUAUUCCACCUGCCGGUGACGGCGAGUCAGAAGGAGAUCAAGGCGAGAUACUACGACCUUGUCCGCCUCCACCACCCGGACUCGCAUAACUGCAGACACAUGACGCCUGCGGAGAGGCAUAGGAGGUUCCAAGCCAUAACCAAUGCCUACGACAUCCUGCGAGGCAAGAAGGCACCCGAGGGACCUUUUGAUCCUUUCGCGGCGGAACUGGCCAGGAGGAAGAGGGCGUACGCGGCGGCGAGAAGGUGCGCCAAGUCUUGA